This is a messenger RNA of Moneuplotes crassus, 1730 nucleotides long. The record is from the annotation of a GenBank genome assembly. Lineage: Eukaryota; Ciliophora; Spirotrichea; Euplotida; Euplotidae.
AUGAACCCUAAAACCUAUAUUAAGCAUAGUGAGGAGAGAAAGCAGCUUACCCAGCCCUCAGGAAAGAUCAUCAACAACCAUAGUUCACUAAGUGUUCAUAGAAAGAUCCAGAGGCUGUUUCAGACCCAGACAGUCUCUUCUAUGAGAAAGAAUAUCUUUUGAUCAUCAAGGGAUGCUAAUAAGACCCUAAAACCAAGAGAUAAAUAUGAGAGCCGCAAGAAAAUGGCAAGGUUCUUUUCACCUCAAAAUCCAAGAUUUCGAAGAUUAAUGCUGAAAUUUUGAAAAAUGACCUCUCCACAGAAUGUGAGGUUCCAUUCCUCAAUUAGAAGAAGGAAGCAGAGAUCGAGAAAUCAGCAAAAAAUGGACAGGAUUGUAACUAAGCUUAAGAAAGGUAACAAGACUAUUAUCAGUCCCAAAUAAAAUCAAAUUCGAUUGCUUAUCCAAAAAUACUCUUGAAGGUUCAUUCAAAAGAAGAAGUUUGGUCAAGAGAAUAGUUGCCAAAAAGAGGCCACAUAAGGCUAAGAAACAAGAGCUGAAAGAAGCUUUCCUGAAACAUCUUAAGGCAACUAACAGGAAGAUCUCAUCUGGGUACAUAACCUCACAAAAAUCUUGAAUGAAUCAUAAGUCCCAAGCGGCUGUUCAGAAUAAUGCCAGAAAAGCUCAAAAGAAAGACAUUUCAAGAAUGAAGCAUCACAAAAAUAUAAGACGAGGAAGCUCCCGGACACCCUCAUAUCCCCCUUCCGGCCACAUAACAGUAUCUGCUCUGUCCGAUGACCCUAAGGCUGCACAGUCAUUUUCCCACGUUCCAUCACCGAAAGACCCUAUUGCUCCAAAUCCCUCAAUUUCCCCUAUAAUUCCCUUUUAAUUCUCUUUUAUCUACUUCUUGAUCUACUUAUGACGACUAGACUCCUGCUAGCACGACUGGGGAUCCUUGGACUUGUACUACGAGGUUUUGUGAAGUUUAAGGAAUUUUGGGGGUUAGUUUAAGUGUUUUUAUAUGGGUUUUGGGGAUUUGGGAUAAGAGUUGGGAGAAGAAGGUUUUUGGGGGGAAGAGGGGGUAAAUUGGGUUUUAGAGUGGAGAUAAGCGGUAUUGGAGGAAGAGAGAGGGUUUGAGGCGGGUUUAGGUUGGAUUUUUGUAUAAUUAGGUUUUUAGGGGAGUUUUGUAUCCUAUGUAGAGGAUAUCUCGAUUUGUUAGAAAAUAAUAUAAAUAAUUGAUGAAAUUUAUAUGAAUUUUUAACCCUGGGUUUAUAAUUUAGUUAUUUUAUAUGUUGCUUAAUGAAAUUAUUAAAAAAAAUGCUUAGCAGUAUUUAACUUGGUAAACUGGGAAUAAGAAUAUAUGCCAGAAGAAUAUAAUCUAAUCGAAACUUCUGGAUGAUUUCAUUAGAUUUUCAACUAAGCAAUCAGAAAAUAGAAGCUAAAGAUAAUUUAUUAUAUAAACACUCAAAAGAUAUGUACGAUAUAAAAGAUUUAGAGUAAGCUUCUUUGAGUUCUCCUUUGUGAAUUGUUCCAAAUCACAAAUUUCCCAUUUUCUAGGCUCGUUCAAUUUGUUAAUAAUAACAAUGAUUGAGUACCUUGUUGUAUUUGAAAAUAGGGGGUCCUUUAAGCAAAUAAAAUUAAGAACAACUCUGACACUAUUGAAUCUGCCCUAUGUGUAGUUUGGGCUUAACUUUAUUUCAGGAUUGAUUUCUCCCAUCUGAAAUUUAUACUUAAAAUCCUUCCUCAGAGCAUCA